Laetiporus sulphureus 93-53 is the source of this 2097-nucleotide messenger RNA. Its product is annotated as DUF1793-domain-containing protein. The record is from RefSeq and is a predicted model, not a curated record. The transcript has 21 exons. The coding region runs from base 1 to 2097 and encodes 698 amino acids. Gene Ontology annotation, biological process: carbohydrate metabolic process. Lineage: Eukaryota; Fungi; Basidiomycota; Agaricomycetes; Polyporales; Laetiporaceae.
AUGCAUCUCCACGUUUUAACCCUUCUUUCACUCUUCUACCUUCGCUCUGUGAAUUCAGCGGUUACUUGGACCGCGACGCCUUUCAACCCCGCCUCCUUCCCUCUAGCGGUUCGCUCGCCCUAUCUAUCUGCAUGGCUCCCUCAAGGCGAGGGUAACGCACUGAAUGCGGUGUGGCCUCAAUUCUGGACCGGCUCCACUCUUGGUUGGGCAGGCUACAUCAAUGUGGACGGAACGUCGUAUAACUUUCUAGGCGACCCCGAUGUUCCAAACACGAGUGCGCAGAAAGCCACUCAGAAGAGCUCGGAGUUCACUAGUACCCAAAGUAUAUUUGUGAUGACGGCAGGCGGCAUUGACCUCACUGUCACUUUCCUGAGUCCUGUAGAGCCGAGCGACCUGUUGAACCAAUCUCUGCCUUUCUCUUAUCUCGCAUUAUCUGUAGCUCCAAACGACGGCGCUUCCCAUUCUGUCCAGGUGUAUACGGAUAUCAGUGCCGAAUGGGUGUCUGGAGACGAUAGCCUCACCGUGAACUGGACGACUACCGUCGACGUCCUGAUCACACACCAGGUUCAACUGGAACAGCAGACAGUAUUCGGCGAAUAUAGCGACCGUAUCCAACAGGGUUCCGGAUACUACUCGACUUUGAAGUCUGAUGGUACUACUUAUCAAACGGGCCAAGACAUCGUCGUCCGCGCGCAAUUCAUAGACAACAGCACGUUGCUCAACACUCAGGAUACUGACUUCCGAGCUGUCUCAGACGACUGGCCUGUGUUCGCGCUCGCCCAUGACCUUGGAAAUAUCUCAAGCGCGACCGACCCUAUCGUAUAUGUAGUUGGCCAUGCCCGUGAUCCUGCUAUUCAGUACAUCAUUGCGGACGAUGUCAUGCAGUACCGGAGCUCUUAUUUCUGGAGCAACUAUCCUACCGCGAUCAGCGCCAUCACUACAUUCAUUACAGACUACAGCAAUGCGUUGACUCGUGCUAACGCCCUGGAUGCGCAAAUUCAAGCAGACGCGGAAAGCAUCUCUUCCACUUAUGCAGGCCUGGUUGCUUUGUCCGUGCGACAGGCGUUCGGCGCUAUCGAGUUCACAGUAUCGAAGGAUAGCUCUGGUGCAUAUAACACAUCUGACCUCAUGACGUUCCUCAAAGAAAUAUCCAGUGACGGUAACGUGAACACCGUGGAUGUUAUCUUCCCAGCAUUGCCCGCUUUUCUAUACACGAACCCGGUGAUUGUCAAGGACCUGCUGCUUCCGUUGCUCGAAUACCAGAUGACUGGACAAUAUCCGAAUACAUGGGCUUGCCACGAUAUGGGUACUUCGUACCCAAACGCGACGGGACAUAACGAUGGUAACGAUGAGAAGAUGCCCAUUGAAGAGAGCGGCAAUAUGCUGAUCAUGUCGCUGAGCUACGUACAACAGUCAGGCGAUACAUCAUUCAUAACAUCCUACUACCAGUUGCUCGAUCAAUGGGCCAACUACCUGAUCGAGAACACGCUCAUCCCUGGGGAUCAGAUCAGCACUGACGACUUCGCGGGUGCCCUUGCCAACCAGACAAACCUUGCGAUCAAAGGCAUCAUUGCUAUCAAAGCGAUGGCUGAGAUGGCCGACUUGAUCGGUGAUACUGCCACGAGCUCGAACUACAGCUCAAUCGCGGCGGACUAUGUGGAACAGUGGCAAGGGUACGCGACCGCCUCUGAUGGACUGCACCUCACUCUCGCGUAUAAUAAUGACUCCACAUGGGGUCUAUCUUACAACAUGUACGCAGACAAGCUGCUGAGCACGAACCUUAUCCCGGAUUCUGUGUAUGAGAUGCAGACAUCGUGGUAUCCAACUGUCGAUGAAGAAUACGGAGUACCAUUGGACACACGCCAUCUCUACACAAAGUCGGACUGGCAGUCGUGGACCGCAGCGUUCAUGACCGACACGACCGUGCGCGACAUGUUCGUCGACGCCGUGGAGAAGUACGCCGCAGACGGCCUCAACUCGGUGCCGCUGAGCGAUUGGUACUAUGCGAACGACGGCGACGUCGCGGGUUUCCAGGCUCGGCCGGUCGUUGGCGGGCAUCUCGCUCUGCUUGCUCUACGGUUCGCUGGCCAGCCCUAA